Petromyzon marinus (sea lamprey) is the source of this 1161-nucleotide messenger RNA. RefSeq lists its product as uncharacterized. Lineage: Eukaryota; Metazoa; Chordata; Hyperoartia; Petromyzontiformes; Petromyzontidae. The record is from RefSeq and is a predicted model, not a curated record.
ACGCCCCCCUCCCCCACCUCCUCACCAUCCCCCACGCUCACCACCACCUCCUCCACGCUCACCACCACCUCGUCGCCACGUCGCCACGGCAACGGUGGUGACGAUGACGACAUCCUCUUCUUCGUCACCUCGUCGCAGGGGGGACACGAAGAGGAGGAAGGGGAGGGAAGGAAGAAGAUGCUCGGUCAGGCGACGCUCCGAGUCUGCCGCAGGGACUCCUGCCUGGUGCCCGUGCCGGGUGACGCUGCCAUCGACUGGGAGAAGUCUCUGCUGCUGCACCUGGUCCUGCACCAGUUUGAGUACACGGUCGCCUGUGCCGUGAGUGUCCCCCACACGGAGCGCAGUGGUCACGCUAGGGUGCGGCGCAGAGUGGCGCAGGCUGUGUACGCCUCCCCUAGCCGUGUGCGAAUGGACGGCAAGGGCCAGGCCAUGGAGCUCAGCUACCCACAGAUCUUCUUCAUGGUGCACGACUUUGACCAGGUGUUUGGAGACCUGUGUCUCCACGCGGGAGACAUGGUCUGCGUUGAGCUCUGCGCCCGCGACCUCUCGCGGUCAAAGGUCGGGGUCAUCUUCCAGGGGUCGAUACGCUACGAGGUCCUGAAGAGAGCUCACGACAGGAGGCAGGCCCGGGGGCUGCCGGGCCCGCUGCGCCUCCUGUGGAGGCCGCUACCGCUACCGCUGCUACCGCCACCCCUACCGCUACCGCUACCGCCCACGACCUUCGUGAGGAUGCGGGGGCCCGGCGGGAAGGGCCGUGCCGAGAUGGCCGUGAGCGGCGUCGCCGGGGACAACGCCCCCCACCGUCCCCAUGGCAACCGGCGGGGGGAGACGCGGGGGGGAGACGCGGAGACGGCGGGGGAUGGAGGUGGUGGUGGAGGUGGUGGAGGAGGAGGAGGAGGUUGGGUGACAGGCUCCGUGCUUUCGUCCUGGCUCAGGCGCUCCGUCCCGACGGCGGACACGCCCCUGUCCGCCAGACUCACGUACAUCAGCCUGCCCUGCAGUGCCAUCAUUAACGAUGUCCUGGAGCUCCGACAGACCCCCGUCCUGCUCGCGUGACACAAACAACACACUACACACACAUAUACUACAUACACAAACAACACACACAACACAAACAACACACACACUACCCACACACACUACACACACAUAUACUACACA